Trachymyrmex cornetzi is the source of this 2702-nucleotide messenger RNA. Its product is annotated as ribosome biogenesis protein BOP1 homolog. Gene Ontology annotation, biological process: ribosome biogenesis; maturation of LSU-rRNA from tricistronic rRNA transcript (SSU-rRNA, 5.8S rRNA, LSU-rRNA). Gene Ontology annotation, molecular function: ribonucleoprotein complex binding; protein binding. Lineage: Eukaryota; Metazoa; Arthropoda; Insecta; Hymenoptera; Formicidae. The record is from RefSeq and is a predicted model, not a curated record. The coding region runs from base 83 to 2617 and encodes 844 amino acids. The transcript has 8 exons. Gene Ontology annotation, cellular component: preribosome, large subunit precursor; PeBoW complex.
UUCAGUGGUUCACUGUGCUUUAGGCACGUGAUUGUAUCUAACCUUGUAUGUCGUGUUAAAAUUUUAUUUAAUUUUGAAGAAAAUGGGACAGAAAAAAGUCUCGAAGAGGAAAUACGUUAAUCCAAAAUUAAAAGAAAGUAAAAAUGAAACUGAAAAGGAUGUACAUGUUUCACAUAACGCAAAGAAUUCUGAUAUGGAAGAUUUGAUAGCAGCUCAAAUUAAUGUUGACGAAGAUGCUACGGAUGAUGAAGUCGAAAAAGACAUAGUUAUAUCUAGUUCAGAUGAAGAAGUAGAACAAGACGAAGUUAUAUUUGAUUCAGAUGAAGAAGUAGAACAAGACGAAGGUAUAUUUGAUUCAGAUGAAAAUAACGAUGAUUCGGAUGAAGAUAGCGAUGAUUCGGAUGAAGAUAGUAAUGAUUCGGAUGAAGAUAACGAUGGUUCAGAAGACAUCGAGUCAGAAAGCAGUUAUGAGGAAGUACAAGAAGAUUCCCCAAUCAAAUUAAAAGAUGACAAAUUAAAAAAUAAGAGUAAAAGUAAAAAACCCUUAUCAUUUAAAGACAAGACAUUGACAAAAGAAACUACAUCAGUAAUUAACAAAUUAAGAAAUAAUAAAAAUCACAAGAAUUUUGAUAAAGCACAGAUGCAUAAAGAUGAAGCACAUAAUGAACAAAAAAUUAACACGUCUACUGCAAAUGAUGAAGAUGAAUAUGUAUAUGAUAGUUCUGAUGAAGAAGAUAUUCGUAACACAAUUGGGAAUGUACCAUUAAAAUGGUACAAUGAAUAUGAUCAUGUUGGAUAUGAUUGGGAAGGUAAGAAAAUACCUAAACCUGAAAAGGGUGAUGAAUUAGAUAACUUUUUGAAAAGAAUGGAGGAUCCUAAUUUUUGGAGAACUAUAAAAGAUCCUCAAACUGGUCAGGAUGUUGUAAUGAGCGAAGCAGAUAUAGAUUUAAUUGUAAGAAUCCAAAAGCAGAAAAUUCCUGAUGUUCAAUUUGAUGAAUAUGCGCCAUGGGUGGAUUGGUUUACUUCUGAAGUAAUGAAAACGCCACUUCGUAAAUUCCCAGAGCAUAAACGUUCUUUCUUACCAUCCAAGAACGAAGCUAGAAAAGUAUCAAAAUUAGUACAUGCUCUUAAGAUGGGUUGGAUGAAGUCUACUGCCGAAAUGCAGAAAGAAAGAGAAAAAAAUAAAGGGCCACAGUUUUACAUGUUGUGGCAGUCUGAUGAUCAAGCAGAGGAAAUGCGUAGAAUUCAUAAGCAUAUUCCAGCACCGAAAAGACAUUUACCUGGCCAUGCGGAGAGUUAUAAUCCUCCACCAGAAUAUCUAUUUGAUAACAAAGAACUUAAAGAAUGGAAUAAAUUAAAGGCAACUCCGUGGAAGAGGAAAUUACAUUUUAUACCACAGAAAUUCAAUUCUCUUCGAGAAGUACCUGCAUUUCCAAAAUAUGUCAAAGAAAGAUUUCAGAGGUGUUUAGAUCUGUAUCUGUGUUCUAGAUCAUUAAAGAUGAGAUUAACAAUAGAGCCUGAAGUCUUGGUUCCACAAUUGCCUAGUCCAAAGGACUUACAACCAUUCCCAACAACCAUGUUUAUGGUAUUUAAAGGACAUACAGAUAUGGUCAGAAGUAUUACUGUAGAACCAGAGGGUCAAUUUAUUGCAUCUGGUGGGGAUGAUAUGUUAUUGAAGAUAUGGGAAGUGAAUACAGGUAGAUGUUUGAAAACAGUGCCUUGCGGUGGUGUCAUUCGAAGUGUUGUCUGGCGUCCAAACCAAGCUAUGUCAUUGAUAGCAGUUGCAGCUGACAAAAAAGUACUUUUAAUAAAUCCUGGAGUUGGAGAUAAUCUCAUUACCAGCAAAACUGAUCAACUUUUAGAGAUAAUACCACAGAGUGAAAUAAUAGUGAGUGACAGGGUGCAAAGUGCAGUACAGUGGGAGCAAGUGGAAGGUGAUCAUUGGAAUAAUGGAGUUAGGAUAAUUCUGAAUCAUUUUAAAACUGUAAAGCAAGUAACAUGGCAUGGAAAAGGAGAUUAUUUUGCUACUGUCAUGCCAGAUGGUCAGAAUAGAUCAGUUUUGAUUAAUCAGCUAUCAAAACGAAGAUCUCAAUUACCUUUUAAUAAAUCAAAAGGAUUGAUACAAUGUGUGUUAUUUCAUCCGAUUAAACCAUAUUUAUUUGUUGCAACACAAAGAAAUGUAAGAGUAUACGAUCUUGUACAACAGAUAAUGGUUAAAAAAUUGUUGUCCAAUUCACAAUGGAUAUCGUCAAUGGAUAUUCACCCAGGAGGUGAUAAUGUUUUGGUAGGGACAUACGAUCGCAAAAUGCUUUGGUUCGAUUUAGAUUUCAGUAAAGAGCCUUAUCAAACAUUGCGAUUACAUGGAACUGGCAUACGCGCUGUAGCAUUUCACAAACGAUAUCCUCUGUUUGCUUCUGGAGCUGACGAUAGGGCACUAAUUGUAUCUCAUGGAAUGGUGUACAAUGAUCUUUUACAAAAUCCAUUAAUUGUGCCGUUGAAAAGAUUGUGUAACCAUGAAUCAUAUAAUGAUUUCGGUAUUUUGGAUGUCAUAUUUCAUCCUAUUGAACCAUGGGUAUUUUCCGCUGGUGCCGACUUUACUAUACGAAUGUAUACGUAAAUGCAUGUUAGAAUGUUCAGAAUAUCUUGUAGGUCAUGUUACCACUGUGAAAAAAUUCAUUUGUCAUAUUUUUCCCAAUUUUCUG